CGGCGAGAAGCUGUACGAGGUGCCGGUGGGCGAACCCCCCUACGGGUUCGAUCCCGAUAAGCGCGCCGCCACGCUCCGAAAGGUCCAGAACGCCCAAACCCGCACCCCAAGGACCGCGGCCGCGUCGUCCGGCAGCCCCCCAACGACCCGGGCCCCCACCGCGUCGUCAUGGCUGCCGAUCCCAACAACCCCGAACGACCGGCCCGCGGCCCCAUCGGUGUCAUCAGCCACCCCCCCGACAACCCGACCGGCUUCGAGCGAGCUCCCCUGGAACCCGGCUCCCACGCCUCCCGCGCCCAGGAUCGGAGGUACUUUGACUACCAGAACACCAACUCGAGCUGGCCACCCCGCGGCCAGUCGUCUGAAACCUUGUCGAGGAUGGAGACGAACUACCAGAGCAGCAAGAGUGGCGGCAAAAAGCGCCGAUAAAUCAAUAAUUGGCCCCGUUAACAUUAUUUUAUGGUUUAACUCCCAUCCUGGGCUGGCUCCUAGAGGACGAAAGGGGGGUUAAAAGGGGGGGAGGUCCUAGUAGUAGUCGUCUGCGGGUAGGUAUGUUUAGAGACUGUGCAUGCUGGUUCAUGCACGUGUCAUGUAUAUACAUACCUACCUGCCUACCCUAGCAAGUUUAAAUAAAUAUCUUGGUUGGGAUUCCCAGCAGCUGGUUUGUUUGGAAGCCAA
Messenger RNA from Thermothelomyces thermophilus ATCC 42464, 678 nucleotides. RefSeq lists its product as uncharacterized. Bases 169 to 429 code for a protein of 86 amino acids. The transcript has a single exon. NCBI's taxonomy places the organism in Eukaryota, Fungi, Ascomycota, Sordariomycetes, Sordariales, Chaetomiaceae. The record is from RefSeq and is a predicted model, not a curated record.